Staurois parvus is the source of this 627-nucleotide messenger RNA. The record is from the annotation of a GenBank genome assembly. Lineage: Eukaryota; Metazoa; Chordata; Amphibia; Anura; Ranidae.
ACGGAUCACCAAUCCACAGAAAGAGCUGAAGAUGUCGGCUUGGUCUUGUGAUAAGUUGUGUCCAAUCACAGCUGAUCACAUCUCGAGUGGAGAGGAGAGCCGGUAAUCGGCAUUCCGCAGAGGGGACAUCUACACUGAUCAUCAGGGCACUGAUGAUCAGUGUGCCCUGAUGAUCAGUGUAGCCCCAGCAGUGCCACCUGUCAGUGUCCAUUAGUGCCAGCUGUCAGUGCUCAUCAGUGCCACAUCAAUGCCACAUAUCAGUGCCUACCAGUGCACAUCAAUGCCACAUAUCAGUGCCCAUCUUAGCUGCCUUUCAGUGUCACCCAUCAGUGCUAGUCAGUGCCACCUAUCAAUGUCAAUCAGUGCCACCUAUCAGUGCUGCCAAUCAGUGCCACCUAUCAGUGCCACCUAUCAGUGCCCUGCCAGUCAGUGCCACCCAUCAGUGCCAGUCAGUGCCGCCUAUCAGUGCCGCCUAUCAGUGCUGCCUUUCAGUGCUCUUCAGUGAUGCCUGUCAAUGCCCAUCAGUGCCACCUACCAGUGUCACCUACCAGUGCCUCCUCAUCAGUGCCACCUAUCAGUGUCCCUAUCAGUGCAGCCUAUCAGUUCCCAUCACUGCAGCCUCAUUAG